This is a messenger RNA of Alosa sapidissima (American shad), 3308 nucleotides long. RefSeq names its product alanine aminotransferase 2-like. NCBI's taxonomy places the organism in Eukaryota, Metazoa, Chordata, Actinopteri, Clupeiformes, Clupeidae. The transcript is spliced from 12 exons. Bases 712 to 2259 code for a protein of 515 amino acids. Gene Ontology annotation, molecular function: L-alanine:2-oxoglutarate transaminase activity; pyridoxal phosphate binding. Gene Ontology annotation, biological process: biosynthetic process. The record is from RefSeq and is a predicted model, not a curated record.
CUAUGUGUGUGGGCAUGUAAGAAAAUGAGAUACAACUGACUAUAGCUUUUAAUUCAAAGCGAUGUGUGUGACAAGAAGCUUAUAAAAUAUUUUUUUGUGGGAAUAUUUACCAUGAUAAGGUCUCAGCCAGUCUAAACCUGUUUUCCUGAAAGGGCUGUAGCGUAGUGUCUUCUAGCUUUUUAGGGAGGGGGAGUAUGCUCUGGCUGUAACCCUAUCUGCUUUCACAGCCGAGACUAGACUAAAUGCAUUGAAAGAGUUUUCCCAACAGAUUUCCAAAUUCGGAAAAAGGAAAAGUAGGCUAUCUAAUAUUGUCAUUGUCAUUAGUUUGGUGUCGUACAGCUGAUUCGAGAAAAAAUGUUGCAGUGCAUGCUCUGAGUUGACAGAAUUUCUUCAAGAAGUAGGCCUAACAUUUGUCAAAAAUGAAAGUGGUUCACAAUUCCUUAGGCUAACGGUGACAGCAUUUUGGUAGAAAACAAUAAAGUGGCAUGGUAGCCUUAUUUUAUUUCAGGUUAUUUUGUAUAAAUGUGGACGCAAGUAGGUCUGGCCAGGCCACACCUUAUCAGUUUUUGAGUCCAAUAAUUUGUUAAUGACGACGUCACACAUAUGUUGACGGUCUCUGAACUCAUGUUGGCUAGUUUAAUGAGGAAUAUUUGACAUUCAGUGUUAAUUCUUAACAUUAAUUCCCUGCCAAUUAAUAACCUACAUAAAGAGAUGACUUUCAGAUAUGCAGUAUCUUCAAGACUUUGGAGUAUAGCCGCGACACUAUUUAAGCCACAAGAUAUCGUCACACGGAAAAUGACGGAGAACGGCAUCUUGCACCCGGACAGGGUGCUCACUCUAGACACCAUGAAUCCCAACGUGAAGCGGGUUGAAUAUGCAGUCCGGGGCCCAAUUGUGCAGCGGGCUGUGAAGAUCGAGAAGGAGCUGAAAGAGGGAGCUAAGAAGCCAUUUACAGAAGUUAUAAGAGCCAACAUCGGGGAUUGCCAUGCCAUGGGUCAACGGCCAAUCACUUUCCUCAGACAGGUCUUAGCAUUGUGCACAUAUCCUGAACUUUUGGAGGAUAACAAGUUUCCAGAGGAUGUCAAAAGCAGAGCACGGCGCAUUCUGCAAGCCUGUGGAGGGGGUAGCAUAGGUGCAUACAGUACGAGUCAGGGUAUCGAGUUGGUCAGGCAAGAUGUGGCCCGCUACAUUGAGCGACGUGAUGGCAUCCCUUCCAACCCUGACAACAUUUACCUGUCUUCUGGAGCCAGUGAUGCCAUCUCGACCAUGCUGAAACUGCUGGUAUCUGGAGAGGGUCCUACCAGGACGGGCGUGAUGAUCUCUAUCCCCCAGUACCCUCUCUACUCUGCCGCCCUGGCCGACCUCGGGGCUGUGCAGAUCAACUACUACCUGGACGAAGGCAACAACUGGAGCAUGGACGUCAGUGAGCUGCGGCGGGCACUAGCGGAGGCUAAGAAGCACUGCAUACCAAGGGCAAUCUGUGUCAUCAACCCUGGCAAUCCAACUGGCCAGGUACAGAGCAGGCAGUGCAUUGAAGAUGUGAUCCGAUUCGCUGCCGAGGAGAACCUCUUCCUGAUGGCCGAUGAGGUAUACCAGGAUAAUAUUUAUGCGGAGGGUUGUAAAUUUAACUCUUUUAAGAAGGUACUGUUUGAAAUGGGACCCAAAUACUCUAACAAAGUGGAGUUGGCCUCCUUCCACUCGACAUCCAAGUGCUACAUGGGAGAGUGUGGAUUCCGAGGUGGCUACAUGGAGCUCAUCAACCUCGACCCAGAUGUGAAAGUCCAGCUCACAAAGAUGGUUUCAGUCCGGCUUUGCCCUCCUGUGGCAGGGCAGGCCCUCCUUGACCUGGUGAUGACCCCCCCCCAGCCUGACGAGCCCUCCUACCCCCUUUAUAAGACGGAACGAACCGCUGUGCUCGAUGCCCUGGCCGAAAAGGCACAGAUGACCGAAGAGAUAUUUAACAAGGUCCCAGGGAUUCACUGUAACCCUGUGCAAGGAGCCAUGUACGCCUUUCCCAGGAUUGAGCUGCCGCAGAAGGCCAUCGAGGCCGCAAAGGAGACAGGCCAGGCUCCCGACAUGUUUUACUGUAUGCAGCUGCUGGAGGAGAUGGGGGUCUGUCUGGUGCCUGGAAGUGGUUUUGGCCAAAGGGAGGGAACGUUUCACUUCAGGAUGACUAUUCUUCCUCCUACUGAGAAACUGAAGGUAGUCUUGGACAAGGUGAAGGAAUUCCACCUGAAAUUUCUAGAGCAGUAUUCUUAAUCCACACCCUGUUCACGUGGUCAUCAAGAUGGCGUGUGGAUGAAGAGGGAGGAGAUGGGGGAUCAUCUGGUGCCUUAAGAUAUCAUAACAGUAGAGUUCACACUCUUGGAAACAUUUCUUCUGUUUUUGUGUUCCUACUUUGGAACAGUUGGACAUCAGCCUAUGGAUUUGUUUUUUUUUAAGUGCCUCUGUAUUUUAGAUAAUUAACAUCAGCACUUUAUUUAGCUACAAGUCCUCACAUUGUAAUUAAUUAAUCUUAGUGUAAUAUCAAGACUAUGUGGUACUGUGUGUUUUCUUGCCAGUGUUGUAAAAUGUCUGCUUAUCAAUGUGAAAUAUAAUGUUUGGGAAUGGACUGUUAUGUCUGCAAAGUGAAGACCAUCUCGGUUUGUCAUCUCCAGGUUUACUCAGGGCCAGCACAUCAGAAGAAUGCACACAGGGUAUGAAUGAGCAUUUAACAGUAUUGUGACUGUCAGAUUUUUAAACAAAGGCUGCCUCAUAUUAGUUGGGCUAUUAAAAUAUUUUCACUCAAGGGACAUCUGAAGCAUGCUGCUGUGUGUGAUGAGAUUAUUGGAAUACAUGUGUCAUUUGUGCCUCAAUAGUAAGAUAGGACUUGGUAAGUGUGGCCUUUGCAACGCAAGGGUACGUAUUGGGAGUUUUGUAUGUGGUGGGAUGUAUUACAAACACUACAUAAGUCUUUAAUACUAAAAAUGUCAACUUUUAUUUUUAAUGUAAACACUAGAAAUAAAGGAUUAAUAUUUGUGAACCCUGGCUGUGUUUAUACUCUUUGUAUUUGACUUUUUUUGUUUUGUGUUUAUUUUAACAAAUUGUUGCCACUUUUACAACUAAAAAAAUAAACUCCCACCAUCCACAUUUUGCAAGUUUACUAGCAACUUCUGAUAUUUUUGGUGGGAAUUGGCUGAGGUCAACUUCGGACUUCAGCUAAUUAGAAUGUAUAGGAAUCUAAGGGGACAAUGAUAUGGAAGCCUAGUGUGGCAAACAUAAUAUGGUUUUAUAAACAAUAGGAAUAAAGGCUAAAUAUUUGCUAACCA